UCAGAUUUGACAGAGGAUGUGAGGGAGAGAUGCGUCAGUCAGUUCACGUGUUGACAAGAAGAAUCAUUCCUGAUCUCAUGACGGAUUGCACCAAGAUCAUGAACAUUCUUGAUAGACUUUCAGAGGCCUCUGGAGCUAUAAUGCAACAUGUGAAGAAAAAUGGAGGCUUGAAGAUGGCCAUGAAGCUUUUAGAUACGGGUAAAUACAUAAUAAUUUGCAAACAAAUACAUGAUUCCUUUCCCUCAGAGGACGUCAUCAAUAAUAAAUUCAUCCCUCAGUUGUUGAAUGCAAUGAGUGAUCUUCCUAAUGAAAAAUAUGCCUUGGAUGAAAGGCAGCAGUUACCAGAUGUGAAGCGCCUUAAAAACGACCUCAUCAGCAUCAUGGGGGAAAGUGUUCUAGACUCAUUGGUGGCGGCUUGUUCCAGGCACAUGACCUCCUUCCUGAACAAAGCCUGCAUGCACAAAAUCAGCAACGCUGCUGGAAGCACUGUCAGCAAUUUACUGGGCAGGACCGAUACCCAAAAUUUCUUUGACAACCAGGUUUAUAAGAACCACAUGAAACAGGCUGUCCAAAGAACAAGUCAGUCCCUAUCUGAGGCUGAGCAGCAAGACUUAGAGCGCUACAUUGAGGGAAUCAGUGAUAAGAACCAACCUGCCACAGCUCUGCACAUCCAUAUCCUCACCCAAAGUGACUCCCUUCAAGGAAAAGGCAUCAGACUGAUUGUGGUUGACAAGCAUGAGAGAAAAUUGACAGAGGAUUAUUUUCCAGGGAAAGACAGCUCUGCCGAAGACAUCGUGAUCCGACUGAGGAGAUACCCGGACGCUCCAUAGCAGACACAGGGGUUCUUCUCAAAGAUGAAGAAACAGGCUCGAGGUGAGCAGACCCCCCAAAGAGGACACUUUGAGCUGGUUGGAGCGGACGGCUCUGUGAUCCCGGUGUAUUCAGAGGGCCAGAACUGCCUCUAUCAUGCUGUGGUCCAGGCCACCCAGAGGACCCCAUCAGACCUGAACCAGCAGGCGCUGGCCCUCCGAGCCCAGGUCCAACGCACUCUGCAGCAGGAUGUGCAACGAUACGCACCAGCUCUGAGGUUGCAGAGGCAAUAUGAGCAGACGCUGGCAGCCAGGAGUUGCUACACCAUUAGUGGAGGGGCCAAAAAAGACCGAGACCAGAUCACGGAGGCAUAUCAGCAGAUGCUGAACAAGAUCCGCAUCAGCAACCCACAGCUUUACCAGCUCAUGAAGACCUACAAGCUAGGACUGGUGGGGGCGUACCAUGAUGUAAUAGGUGUCCGGCGGGAAAGCGGAUCUCCCAACAACAAUGGCGACCCUGUUAUGAAUGCAGACCACAUCCCUCCCAGAGACUGCCUGCAAAAGGCCUAUGACAUUCUGCAGCAAAAAGGGAUGACAGAAGCCUUCAGGACCGAACAUCCAGCCCUGUACGAGAUUAUGGUGGGAAAAGACAAGCAGUUGUGCAGAGAGGUGCUGGCUCAACACCACCGGAUGGCCCUGACCACCGGCAACAGCAGGGAGGCUCGUAGCACCAGGGCUGAGAUCACCAACGCUCUGGUAAGCGGAGACAGCGUUAAACUGAUGAAGAUGUCACUACUCCUGUCCAAUCCAGAGGUGUCAGAGUCUCUGAGAAGGGAUGCAGGAAUCAGCCGAAAGCAGGUCAUGGGGAAUUACCUGUCGAGAGAAGAGAUCCAGGCGUACCACCAGGUGGGAGACCAACUGCUGCUAGACGGAUACUCAGCAUCAGGGCUGUUUACCAACAACCAGAGAGAGGAGCUGCAGGACUGGCUGGACAGGGGGCAGCUUUACUCUAAGGAGACAGCAGAGUACAAGCAGCUGCUGGCCGCCAUCGGAGACGGAAACAACAAAAAGCAGCCUAAAAAAGGCAUCUCUAAAAGCAAAACCGGGCUCAGUGUGAGCGGCCAUCUGCCGAGGCCGACUGGGGUUCAAGGAGACAGAAGCAGAAAUAGAAAAAAAAGCAUAGAUACAAAUGUUAACUGUCAACUAGCUCCACAGGCGGCCCCCUCCAGGAAACAGACAGCCAGAACCCACGUAUUGGAUCAGGAUCCCUUUGUUUACACCCAGAGACCAACUGCUCGCCUUACAGAGCUCUGCUGUGUUGCUGCCCAAGGAGCAUGUCCAUAUCGCCGCAACCUGAGGAGGAAGAGACGUGGCGGACAUGCUGGAGUCGGGUGA
Molecule: messenger RNA, 2204 nt
Organism: Cyprinodon tularosa
Lineage: Eukaryota; Metazoa; Chordata; Actinopteri; Cyprinodontiformes; Cyprinodontidae
Exons: 7
Coding region: 855-2204 (449 amino acids)
Source: RefSeq, a predicted model, not a curated record